Molecule: messenger RNA, 399 nt
Organism: Manis javanica (Malayan pangolin)
Lineage: Eukaryota; Metazoa; Chordata; Mammalia; Pholidota; Manidae
Source: RefSeq, a predicted model, not a curated record
UGUUUCUUUUCUUUACUUUGUCCACAGAUCAUGUCUCUCUCCCCUUCGGGAACCAAUCCCAUGGAGUCUCUUACAACGGCCUGUGACAUGCCCCCUGCCGACCCUCAUGCCUUCCACACCAGAAUGGCCAGCUUUGAUGCUUCUUUGCCUGAGAUGAAUAAUCUUCAGAUUUCUGAGGGUUCAAAGGCUGAAGCCGUCCAGGAGGAGGACACCACGGUGCACAAGGAUGAUCUUUCUAGUUCCAUCAAUGAACUCCCAGCAACCUUUGAAUGCAGUGAUAGCUUUAGCCUGGAUAUGACCAAGGUGGAAGGAAAAGGCACUCAGGCGCUGAACCAGUUUACUCUUGCAAGGUAACAAGGCACCUGGCGGAAAUGAAUGGUGUGAGUGUACGUGGCAUGU